AUGGCCGCCGACCCCGAGGACCCGGCGCCGAGCAAGGUCUCGGUCCAUGUCCGCCGUGACGAGCUUGCCCCCGUCCAGUCGGACCCCGAUGCCAACCUGACCCUGUGGCAGGCCAUCAAGAAAUGGCGUCGCGUCGUCCUCUACUGCGUCGGCCUGACCUCGGGCAUUCUCAUGUUUGGCUAUGACUAUGUCAUUGUCGGCACUACCUCCGCCAUGCCCAGCUUCCAAAAGGACUUUGGCGAGCGCCUCGACGGCAGAUGGAUCCUCCCUUCUCUCUGGCUCGGCCUCUGGACCCUGGCCAGCCCCGCCGUCUCCAUCCCGAGCUCCCUCGCGGCCGGCUGGUUCCAGGACUGCUACGGCCGCCGCGCCUCCCUCGCCCUCGGUUCCUUUCUCUCCGCCGGCGCCGUCGCCGUCUGCUACGUCUCCAAUCUGCCCCCCAGCAUUGGCCAACGCCGUGGCGUCUUCCUCGCCGGCAAGGGCUUUCAGGGCGGCGCCAUCGGCAUCGUCAUGACCACCACCCAGACGUACAUGUCCGAGAUUGUCCCCCCCAUCCUUAGGGGUCCCCUGCUCGCCUUCUUCCCCAUCUUCGCCCUGCUGGGCCAGCUCAUCGGCGCUGCCGUCAUAUUCGGCUGCCUCGAUGUGGAAAACGGCUACGUCCUCUGCUUUGCCUCCCAGUGGCCCUUUUCCGCCGUCCCCUUAUUCAUGGCCCUUCUCAUCCCUGAGAGCCCCACGUUUCUGGUUCGCGAGGACAAGCUGAAGCAGGCCUAUAAGGCCCAGGAACGCCUGAGCUCCGACGAUGCCGACGCCCGCAAGACCAUUGAAGCCAUCUGCCGCAACAUUGAGCACGAGAAGAAGACGACUAGGGCCAGGUACAUUGACUGCUUCCGCGGCACCAACUGUCGUCGCACCCUCAUCGUCAUGUUUGCCAGCAUCUUGCCCCAGAUGUUUGGCUUGACCCUGCUGGCCAAGGCAAGCUACUUCGUCCAGGUCGUCGGCAUGAGUUCUACCACCAGCGUCCUCGUCCUCAUCCUCGGUCUCGUGUGCGGCUUGCUGGCCAAUCUGUCCAGCAUUUGGAUCUCGUCCCGUAUUGGGCGGAGACGCCUCAUCCUUAUAAGCCUUGCCAUCAUCACCGCCCUGUGGGCUGCCAUGGGCAUCGCAGGCAUUUGGAAUGGGCCAGCCGUAGUCUGGUACACCGCCAUAACUCUGAUUCUGGUUGUCGUGGUCGCGGGGCUGGGCGUAUGGCCAUCUUCCUACGCCGUCGGCUCCGAAACCUCGUCGCUGCACUUGCGAGCCAUGUCACAGGGCGUUGGCUGGCUGACAUCGGGCUUCGGCGCUGGCCUCUUCGGGUUUGUGCUCCCAUACAUCUUCAACCCGGACAAGGGCAAUCUCAAGGCAAAGACGGGCUUUGUGUUUGCGGGCUUGUGCGCCAUUGCCUUUGUCAUUUCCUUCUUUUGCGUGCCUGACAUGAAGGGGCGCACGGCGUCUGAGAUUGACCGCAUGUUUGAGUUUCGGCUGCCGACCAGGCAAUUUCGCAAAUGGACCAACCAUGACGAUGCCUCGACCCGAGGGAUGAUCCGUGAUGUGGAAGGCCCAGUAUAA
Molecule: messenger RNA, 1599 nt
Organism: Hirsutella rhossiliensis
Lineage: Eukaryota; Fungi; Ascomycota; Sordariomycetes; Hypocreales; Ophiocordycipitaceae
Product: sugar transporter domain-containing protein
Exons: 3
Coding region: 1-1599 (532 amino acids)
Biological process (GO): transmembrane transport; carbohydrate transport
Cellular component (GO): membrane
Molecular function (GO): carbohydrate:proton symporter activity
Source: RefSeq, a predicted model, not a curated record